Cryptotermes secundus is the source of this 6754-nucleotide messenger RNA. Its product is annotated as guanine nucleotide-binding protein G(q) subunit alpha. NCBI's taxonomy places the organism in Eukaryota, Metazoa, Arthropoda, Insecta, Blattodea, Kalotermitidae. Gene Ontology annotation, biological process: phospholipase C-activating dopamine receptor signaling pathway; adenylate cyclase-modulating G protein-coupled receptor signaling pathway. The transcript is spliced from 10 exons. Gene Ontology annotation, molecular function: GTPase activity; G protein-coupled receptor binding; guanyl nucleotide binding. Gene Ontology annotation, cellular component: heterotrimeric G-protein complex. Bases 242 to 1540 code for a protein of 432 amino acids. The record is from RefSeq and is a predicted model, not a curated record.
ACCCAAGUGAGGGCGAGGGAGGCAGGCAGGCUAAGUGGAGCCCUACACGGAGGCGAAAAAGUGUGUGUGCGUGAAUGUGUGUGUGUAUUACCGAAGGCAAACCGAGUGCAAAUUAAUGUUUAUUCUUUUAUAGGAGUGAUACGUGCGUGAGGAGCCGUGAGGGUUUUGAAUCCCUUUCAAAACGGCACGUAAAACGGCUCGGUACAGAUAAUAUUGGCUGAGCAACCCUCCGAAGUAAAACAUGGCGUGCUGCCUGUCGGAAGAGGCGAAGGAACAGAAGAGAAUAAAUCAAGAAAUUGAAAGGCAACUUCGGAGGGAUAAACGUGAUGCGAGGCGUGAACUUAAACUACUAUUAUUGGGCACAGGAGAGUCAGGGAAGUCAACAUUCAUCAAACAGAUGAGAAUCAUCCAUGGGUCAGGGUACUCAGAUGAAGACAAGCGUGGCUUCAUCAAACUUGUGUACCAGAAUAUCUUCAUGGCAAUGCAAAGUAUGAUAAGAGCCAUGGAUUUACUUAAGAUCCAGUAUGCAGAAUCUUCAAACAUUGAUAAGGCAGAACUUAUUCGCACUGUGGACUAUGAAACAGUAACAACGUUUGAGAGUCCGUAUGUGGAAGCCAUCAAGGAUCUUUGGGCAGAUGCGGGUAUCCAAGAGUGCUACGACAGAAGACGUGAAUACCAGCUCACUGACUCUGCCAAAUACUACCUGAUGGAAAUCGACCGUGUCGCUGCCCCAAACUACCUCCCAACCGAGCAAGAUAUUUUGCGUGUCAGAGUCCCCACUACUGGUAUAAUAGAAUACCCCUUUGAUUUGGAAGAAAUUCGUUUUAGCUACUUGAGUGAUAUCGAGCGAAUUGAGAAGGCAGAGUACCUCCCAACCGAGCAGGACAUUCUCAGGGCCAGAGCGCCCACCACAGGCAUUUUAGAGUACCCUUUUGAUUUGGACUCCAUCAUUUUUAGGAUGGUGGAUGUAGGAGGGCAGCGUUCGGAAAGACGGAAAUGGAUCCACUGUUUUGAAAAUGUCACCUCCAUAAUCUUCUUAGUCGCUUUAAGCGAGUAUGAUCAGAUUCUGUUUGAAUCUGAAAAUGAGAAUCGGAUGGAGGAGAGUAAAGCCUUAUUCAAAACGAUUAUCACAUAUCCGUGGUUCCAGCAUUCGUCAGUAAUUCUUUUUCUCAACAAGAAGGAUCUCCUUGAAGAGAAGAUCAUGUACUCUCAUCUUGUGGACUACUUUCCUGAAUAUGAUGGUCCAAAGCAAGACCAUGUUGCAGCUCGAGAGUUCAUCCUCAAGGUGUACCUAACUCAGAAUCCAGAUCCUGAUAGAAUGUGCUACUCUCAUUUUACAGCAGCCACAGGCCCCCAGAGGGAUGCAAUUGCAGCUCGUGAAUUCAUCCUAAGGAUGUUUGUGGAUCUGAAUCCCGACAGUGAGAAAAUCAUCUACUCGCACUUUACCUGCGCAACAGACACAGAGAAUAUCCGGUUCGUGUUUGCAGCAGUGAAGGACACAAUUUUGCAGUCGAACCUGAAGGAGUACAACUUGGUGUAGGCGUGUGUGGUGGGCUUCCCGCUUACUCAUAUCACACCACUGCGAUGAUUGUGUGGACAUCAUCGUUGGGACCUGUUGCUGUGCGUGAAGCACAUUGAGAUGUGUGGCUGCUGAAGAGCGACACGCAUCUUAUGUUUUGAAAAUUGAGUAGCACUGUGUGCUUGCGUGUGCGCGCCAAUGCUUCAAGAGAGGAACACCACCAUCUCGAAUCUAUCGUUAAAACUGCAUUGAAUUACUUCCCACUGGAUAAUUUUUUUUUUAAUAUUGUCUUACUGGGAAAAAAUAGUAACACCAUCGCGAUUAUUCGCCGACAACGGCCUUAGUUGUGUACGUUGUGACGGACGAAGUUGACCUUCUUUCCAUAACCCUUGUUCUGCUUUUGUUUGUAAUGACUUUGAUCCGUUUGGCUUUGUUUCAUGUACAAUGCAGUGUACUGUUAAAGGAUGGGGGGUUGUAAUUGCAGGUUGACUGACUGAAGCUUUUGAAUACUUUUUAUUAGCAUAUUUGGAAUGUCCAUAAGUCACAUUUAACUAAGAUCAACCCUGUGUGUCAAUGAACCCCCCUUAUGCCAACAGCUGGGGGAAGUUUUAUGGCUCGGCAAGUGAUGCCUUUUCUAAUAAUUUCAUAAUGCCUAAUUAAGAAAUAGAAUGGUAAUAGAUUUUUUUUUUGGCAUCAAAAGGAAGAUUGCCAACUGCAGGUGUGUGUACAGUGAAUUUGUCACAGGUAGUAUACAGGUCACGAGUAAUGACUGUUACGUAUAAAUGAUUUUAAUUUCUCGUCCUCUUUCCACUAAUCUGCACAGGACUUCAGAAAUUGUAGAAACGUACAUGAUGCUCCACAUGUGGAACAGUACUUAUUUCUCAUAAUUAACUUUCUUGUGAACUGUCAGAAAUACUGUUUCCUCCAGGAUUCAAAAUUUAUUAUAAAUUAUUGUUUUUGAGGAUUUGAGAUAAUGUUGAAGCCUUGUCUGCAUAUAGUCUUCUGCUGGCAAAAGGAUGUUAACAUCAUGUUAAUAUCGUUCUUCUGCCUACGCUGUGCAUGAGCGCUGGUGUCCAAAGAGCAGCUUUGAAGAGGAAGAUAGACUGAUGUUUAUGAUGAGUACAAAGUUGCAUUACUUCCACUUCUAAGAUAGCUGAUGGGAAGCUUUUGUGAGAAUACAUAGUAUUAUAUUUGAAGAUUUGAAGUUUGUGAUUUGUGUUCUGUGUAGUCAUAGUGGGGGAGGAUGUGUUACAUAUUUCCAUAAGCCAUGUUUUUUAACCCUUUAAAAGUGUGAAGUAAAGUUUCAUAGAUGUGAAGUUGAGAGAAUACCAGAAGGUGAAGACUAGGUGCAUUAGGGUAAUUUGUCUUUAGUUAGAAUGAACAGUGUUAGAGAUGAAAUCAAAAUGGAGCAACAUAUACCGCAGCACCUGUGUUGUCUAAGGAGUUUCCGCAUAGCGGUGUAAACAGUUAGGGCUGAUAUUCUUUGUUUGAGAGGCCUUUCCAUCCAUCCUUGCAUCUAUUCCAAGAGAAGACAUAGUUUUUCCUUCACCUAAAUUUAUGUACUAAUUGCUGGUGUAGUCACUAAUUGAUUUGAAGAUUACUGUUUUCUGUGAAAGUGUAUAUUCCAGUAAAUGUUUACUGGAGUUUUUGAGGAAUGAUGUCCCAUCCCAGAUGAUUGUAAUCUUCACAGUGACAGCUGUGAGAAUCUCAUGUGUCAUUAUUUUAUUUUUGCAUUAUUACUAAUGCUUGCAUCACUUCCCUUUUCAUGACAGUAGAAUUGUGAUCCAUAAAUCACAGAAGAAGUUUUUAAAAUGUCUUCCUGUAGGAUUGAUGCUGAGAAAGGAAGCGACCAAUUUUGGUGGAAAACAUGGCUCACUGUGUCCUGAUGUUGACAGUAAUGUGACUUGUAGUUGAAUUUUUUUGUACACCAAAUAGGUAGGGUGGUCUUAAUUUUUCAGUCAUAUGAACUUCUAAAUCUAUGUGGUUUGGCUGAAACAUACUGGCUCAUAAAUUGAGACAUGGAGAGAUCAGCCAUGUGACAUAAUAAGUUAACAGGGUUUUCAAAUUUAGUAUUCAAUGGGAAUAGUAUGGAAUUUGGAAGAGUUGUGUUGUACAGGAUAUAAUACCAUACAGUCCAGUGAAAAUGACAUGAUUUUCCAGCAGAACAUAUUACUUCCAACUUCAGAGUCAAAGAAUAAGCCAUAUGUUCCUCUGAAACACUGGUUGACUAUCACCUGACUGCAUGGUAUUACAUCCCAGAUGGCAGAACUCUUGCUUGGUCACUGCUGUGAGAACCUCAAAUCCAGCAGCGUAAAUUUUAUUGGAUUUCAGCAAUUGUGGAAACCAUCUCAAAGUUCAGUUCUAGUCACUUGUCACUUAGGAAUUGGUUAUAAUGGGUCUUCAGUGUCAGGUGAGUGUAAACAAGUUGUAGUACAAUGUUAUGCAUAGUUAAAAUUUUUACUGCUGUUAUUUAAGGCCGAGUGUGACUAUAGCUUGAUUUUAAGGGGCCAAUUAUCAUCCUGCAACGAGAGCUAGUCACAUGGCAAAUUGCAGUUUGUAUAGAAGUUUCUUGUCUAUAAUAUAAAUAAUGUACAAUCAAUGAAAUCAAAACUAUGCUUUCUGCCAGUUCCAGCUGUAGUUAUUUAGGUUUGUGUGAUGGCAUAACUUUUCAUGCUUGAAAAUUAGACAAGGAAGAUGCUAUAUAGCAUGUGAUGUAAAGGAUCACUGGAAUGCUUUUGUGACUUCAGGACUUGAGUGACGCAACAAAGAAAGUAAACCAGAACAUUUUGCUCACAAUCUCUGGUUGAGAAAUGUACUUUCUGACUGUGUGUUGUGUCAUAUGUUUGUCAUAGUUGUCUUUAUAUUAAAUGCACUGAUCAUUAACAAUAUUUUUAGUGCACUUUGUUUUCUUCAGUCCUUAAUAUCUGAUAAAGUUGGAACAUUUACAGAAUAAGUAUGAUAUCACUCUAAUCCUGAUUUAUGAAUAUGUUUUUAAUGCUUUAAUUUUGUAAUGGAUCUUAUGUGUUUUCUUUCAGUUUUUCCAUAUAUAUGUAUGUUAAUUUCUGUCAGGUAAUUUUGAACUCUUUCAUAAUAGAGAGUACUAUAUCCUGGGGUGUGAUGUAUUCGAAUAGAAGCUACUGAUGUUUCAGAAGAAUAUAAUGCUUCUAUCUUCAGGGUCAUUGAGUAAACCAAGCAAGCAAGUAGAGUAUUCUGCUUGCUGUGCUUCUCUUCAACCAUGAAGAAGGAGGCAAGAUAUUCUUCUGAAAUGCUUUUGUACUUCUACCAGCCUGUACAGUGUCACAUGCUGGAAGACGGUGGCACUCUUCAUAAGCACCACCGUAAGAACCAGAGAUCUCACAUUUGGUACAGUUCCUCUCAGUUCUCUAGCAAUCAAUGUAGGAACUGCCACUUGCUAUUAAAGUAUGUGUGAGGAAUUUUGAGUUUCUGAAAAAGGUUCUUGCAGGCUUUAAUAUUCGAUGAUUAAGCAUUGUACUGUGCAGCUUUACUGAAACUGUAGACUACAUGUUCAAAAUUGGAUUAGACUGAUUCUGUUGUAAACUGUGCCCCAUAUAGUAAUGUAUUUAUUUUCAUUUAAAUAGCAUUCCAAGUAUAUGAUAAAUUGAGUAGUGGUUAUGUUCCUUCUGUCUCAAAUGAGUGCGUGUUCAAAGCAUGCAUGCAAAACUUUGCUUCUUGCAGGACUGAAUUUUGAGAGUGACAUUGAGAAGACAUUUUGAAAACAGGUGAUUUACAGUACUGUCAUAGGCUGUCUUCAUUUUGAAAUUUUUCCCCCCUCCAUUGUUUGACCUACAAUGUAUACCUUAGUUUUCCUUCAUUCAUUUUGUGUUCUUUCAUUUAUCUUUGUUCUUAUAAAAAAGUAAGGUUUAGACUCCAUUAAGCUCAAAUUAUGACAUGUGAGUUGUUUUGUCAAAAUGUUCUUGUUUGUUCUGAUAUCUGUUUUUCUUUCUAUUUUUUUUCGUCUUCCUUGGACUUAACAUUUUUGUAUUUUGUAUAAAGGACACCUCACUGUGUAGAAAGUAAUAGGCAUGUGCGAGACUUUGAAUUUUUGGAAUUGAAUUGAGAAAAAAUCAUGCCGUCAACUUUAACAUUGAUUUUUCAGUCUUCAUCAUGGAAGAGUUUUUGCCUACAUCCACAAUAACCUGCAAACUGUCUGAUCCAUUACAGUCAUUGAGGUUGGCAAAGCUAGCAUAAAUCAACUUUAUAGAUUUUAUUCUUUGAAAUGUAGUGGUUUAUGAAAAUUUUUCAUUGAAAAAAUGUGAUAUGAAACAGGAUAAGUAGUACACUCCAGAACAUUAAAGCGGCUAGUAUUUAAAAAUUGUGGGUGCAAUGAAAGAAUUGAUGUUUAUUCUAGUUCUUGCCGCAGGUCUCCAAAUUUUUCCAAAUUGUUAUCUCAGACUCAAAGGACAUUCUCGCACAUACCUAGGUGAUAAAGAGUUUGUUACAUUAAGAGAAGGAGCCAAAAUUUUGCAUUAGGAAGUGAAGAAUUCUGUUACUUGUUGCUGUGAAGAGAACAGCAAUCCAUUUGUUAAAAAAGUGGCGUGCUGAGCAGUUGCAGUGCCAUCAGUGGAAUGGUGGUGUUUUUUUAAAAACAAGAAAAGAUUUAAAAAAUUCUUAGAAGCAGAAAACCGAAGUGUUUUUUAAGAAAUGUGAAAAAAUAACAUCUUUUUCUGUGCAUGUGACACAUUCACAGUUCGUAAUAUAAAUAUUGUUAUAUAUAAUAUAAAAUCUAGUAUAGUCUCUAAAAUAAAAAAAGAACUUUUCCCCCCUUUACCAUUGCAAAUAUUAGUAUAUGACUGCUCUUGUUCGUGUGAUUAGUAUUGUUGCUAUUAGUGUGCAAAACAAGAUUCACUGUGAAGGUUAAAUUUGGUAACAGCUUCCAAUGGGAGGAUAAAUUUCAUUGCACAAAACAAUAACAACAACAAAAAAAGGUUUCAGCCAUUAUCCCCCCAAAAUGGCUGGAUUCAUACAAAAAAAUGAAUGAAAUAUAUAAUAUGCUGCUUGUUUUCUUAAGUGUGCACAAGUUGUAUAUGUAAAGUGUGUGGAACUGCGCCUGAUAGUACAUGUGUGUGUGUGUGUGUGCGCGGGUGGGUGGGUGUGCAUACUUGUAUGUGUGGAAAUUGUGUAUAAAUGGAUGUAAAUGUGUGGCGAUAGUUCAUUUGUAAAUCAUUUCUUGUCAGAAAUAUAUGAUUUUUUUCUGGAACUGGGGUUUUUAAAGGG